UUGAAAACAGACGUUGUUGACAUGACACCUGCGAACAACCGCAGAGUAAACUAUAACUGACAAGCCUCGGAUAUUGAUGAAGCUUUUAUACGUGUUUUUUACACAGGGGGACGCAAUAUACUGAACAUGGAGUUAUCGCAACUUAUAAAGAAAAUAGGCCACUCUUUGGCGGAGAUAAGAGUCCGAGCAUUGAAGAGCAUCAUAUGCAAGCUGGACCAUUCACUGAUCUCCGUCUCUGACAUCGUCCAAGAGAAGAUGCUGUUUGUGUAUCUGCUUGAAUGGUUCAAUUUCCCUGAGGUGCCAAUGCAGGAGGAAGUUCUUGGGUUGCUCUCAACUUUGUCAAAGCAUCCUAGUGCAGCCCAGAUGCUGAGAGACGUUGGGGCGGUGGACUUCCUCACUCAACUGUCUCCUAAUGUGGAGCCCAGACUGCGAGCUGUCAUCGAUGGAACCCUGGACCAGCUGUUCCAGCUACCUGAGCUACUCCCUAGUCAUAUAAUGGUCUACUCGCAUGGACAGCGUACUACAGCUCCAACAGCACCUGCAGUUGUUCUACCUGAAGAGCAAUUUCCUAAAAUGGGCUUUUUCCACAAAAGCAUACCAAGCCACACAGAUGUACCACCUCAGAAAAUAGCAGUGCACGAGUCUGUGAGAUGCCUCAAGUUUUCUGUGUUUCCAUGGCUGACUUUGACAAACACAGACAGACACAUACUUUCAUCCAAUGAGAGUUCUCUAAGGAGCAGCAACCCCAACUUGGUGCGGACCACAUGUGAACUUCUGUGUGAUGUCAUUAUGCAAGAUUUUCCUGCUGAGAUCUUCCUGCAAAGGCCCAGUAUUAUAAAGAACCUCCUCUCCCUGUUGAGGCUGGGUUCGGGUAAAGGUGAGGCAAGCUACCUCCACUUGCAGGCUCUCUCCUGCCUGCGGCAGCUUUGUGUGGGCCUAAGGAGAAGACUCCGCUUUCAUCAGGAUCCAAGCUUCUACUCUACAAAGCAAGAUCCAGUGUCCCAGAACUCGUCUUUCUCCCACUCCCAAGAGGUGCGGGGGACCCAGCGUUCCCAGGCCUCAUCUCCAGGGGCUGAGUGUUCCCCUCGGCCCUCUGUGGUGGGACGCAGAGGCCAGAGAGCCAGAGGAGACGGCCAAGAUGGAGAUGCAGCUUCCACCAGUGGCAGCUCGCACAGAGGUGGAGCAGCAGUCCAGGCCCCUGGGCAGACGCCCCAGUCACCCGCAGAUGUGGCCCACUUGGAGCUUCCUGACCUGGGUGUAGAAGAUGUCCUGGAGCUGCAGUUACAGCAGCUCACUUUGGCUCAGUUCACAGUGGCCACCAUGGAGCAUGCCAUACCUCUACUUAAAACAGAGGGUUUGCAUGUGUUCCACCGUGUUCUGGAGCUGCUGUGCGAUACCGUCCCCCUGCUCAGGGACAGUGUUUGUGAGCUGGUCUGGGACGAUCGCAGCCUGGUGGGGAUGGAGCUGAAGGAAAAGCUGCGAGGCUGCAUGGAACUGUUGGGGGACAUCCUGAGCUACCAUCAGAGCUUUCCAGCAGACAUUCCCCACAGCUGUCAGCUUCAUCACAGAAUGGCCUACACUGGCACUGCUAUAUUCACCGUUAAACUCCUACAGACCAUCCUCCCUCCUGAAAAGUUUCUUAACCUCACACAGGCUAGUGACAAUCUCCCAGGAAACAUAGCAACAGCUAUUUUCCACCUGUGCUUGGACACGUCGUUUGGAAGUUUAUUACCCAGCAUGCAAGAAACAGCAGUGGCCUACUUGGAGCAGGUGAACUCAGACAGCCACGACCUCUACAGGAGGGUGACACGAGCUGCCCUCUGGAUGGAGUCUACCUGCAACUUCCUCAAGGAAGUGCAAGCUGAGGGAGAAAAGAAUUGGUUGGAGAUACUGGAGCUGGCAGACCAAGCCAUAGACGGCCUUCCAUUUCACCAGCACUUACCAAUCAUCAAGGAAUGUGUGCACAUCUGCUCCUACCUGUGGAAGUUUGACCAGCCCAGCCCCCUCCUCCAAACAGAGAGCCAGAAACUUCUCCUCAAGCUGCUGUCCCAUCCCUUACCGCCUGUCAAGACGGAAACAUACGAAAGCACUUUAAACCUGGUCAAGGGCUGCCUUGGCAUCCAGAAUGUGUCACGACAGGAAGCAGCAGCCUGCGGUGCAGUCAACUUUCUUAUCCACCACAGGGUGCUCUAUGAAAUAAGUGCUUUUGGACUUCAGGAUUCUUCAGAGAAGGUGAACAUUGCUGCCAAGGAUAUCCUGCUAUUCCUGCUCAAAGGACGAUUGAUGAUGACAGCGUCAACCUGGGACAGAUUCAAUGAGGCACUUUACCCGGUCAUGCCCAUAUUACAGGGUUACGCCGGCACUGAAGAGUCACUUGGAAACUGUGUCCUGCUGGUAAGUAAGAUGUCGGACACGGCGAGAGAGAACGUGUUUCCAAGCACAGCCAAGCUGAAAGCGGCGCUCCGACUCCUUUUCACCAAACAACCCACUGUGAGAAUAGCAGCAGUACAACAAAUCCUGCCCCACUUAACCGGCGAUGAUGAUGCUAACACAGCCAGACCAGACCUGGAUCAACCAGUGAUUUCCUGGCUUCCCAAUCUCUUCUGCCUCAGACACCCUUUAGACAUCACACUGGACACCAGCAGCAAGUCUGUCCUCAAGGUGGAGUCGGUGGAGAAGCUGUUUUGUAUCCUGAACUCAGACACCGUCGAUAUCUCCCUGAGAAGAUCGGCCGCAGAGCAGCUGUCUGUCGUGCUACAAGACACAACAAUGCACCCAGUGCUGAAGAAUCUUGGAAUAGCAGACAAAGUCAUUUCUUUCAUUAUGGGGAGUGUAAACGGCAACAAGAGCUUAGAUUGCCUGCUGGAGCCUUGUGUAUGUAUCCUGAGGAAGCUGGUGUAUGCUGAUCCAUCUCUGAGGCACAGUCUGGCACAUCGCAACCUCCUGCUCCUCACACUGCUCAGAGCAUCCUUGAUAUUGAAGGAGAACAAAGGCAAUGGCAGUGAGGUAGCUGUCCUGAUGAGUUUACUGCUGUUUGAUGAGAUUGCCAGCAUUGAAAUAUGGUCGGACAACUCCAACCCAGAUGUGACCCUCACGCCGUUCUCCCUGCCACUGUCAGUAAUCCGCAGGUACAACAUCCCAUUUCAGGCAGCGACUCAUCACGCUGUCAGCCCAUACUGCUGCGUCCUGCCCCCUUCCUCUGACCUGCUGACCUUAGCACCUGCCCGCCAAGCCCUGCAGGUGGCCUGGAACACUGCUUGGCACUCUGGGAUGGACGGCCUCCUUCAAGAGCUGCAUGGCGUCUCUACUGAUGAUGCUGAAUUUCAUCCUGACUUAAAGCUGUCAGAAGCACAGGUUCUGUCACUGCAGGCAGUGCGCCUUCCUACUGCGCUGCAGGACUGCAUCAAGGCCAUCAUCACAGCAGCAGGACACGGCUCUGUGACCUCUGCCCUCUCCAGGCUCAGCCUCUAUUUACUGAUUGACCGACUGGCCCUCCCUCACAUCCCCACCCACACCUGCAGAGGCACCCUUCACUCGCUCAGCUGGCAGGCAGCAGUAACCAGGUUUCUCCAGGUGUGUCCAGCCUGUGUCGAGGAUGAGAGGUUGCUCGUGGGUAUUGUUGCAUUUUUGAAUGCCUACUUCAAACAGAUGCACACUGAGUCUGAAUCUGACCCAGAGGAUAAGGACCUGCGUUGGAUACUGGAGCUGCUUCUCAACCAGGAGGCCGCAUCCCUUCUUAAUUUGCUGCUUGGUGUGGAGACCCAGACCUCAACUCAGAGCCAGGGGGAGCCAGAGGAGCUGAAGAACCACGUCAGCCAGAGACUACAGAGAGAACUCACCAGCUUCUUUAACAUCUUACUCCUCCGACUCGCACACACCACCGACAGGCUAUGUUUGGCAUUAGCGGGCCCCUUCAAGAGCCAGCUGGCAGUCCGUUUGCUUCAGAGCCUGCGGGUGUCUGACGCCCCGCGUUUCUAUGGCCUUCCCAGCCUGGAGAGGACACUGCAGGGCAUGGUCAGCCUGACUGCCCAGCCUGGCUGGAGCUCCCACUGCUCUGACCUGGAGCCCAUCUUGCUCUGCUCCAAGUAUCUCAGUGGGCUAUUAGAGGUGAUCUCCUCGUUUUAUGUAGAGUGGGGAGGAAACUCCAUGUCUUUCAUGGGGAAAGGUGUGACCAAGAAUGCUGUCAUCUGCUUGCUUCACCUGUCCCAUGAGAUGAUGGUUGAGAACAAGGACAAGGACUUCAUAUCCCAGUGGUCUUUGGGGAACGAGGCAGCUGCUGAGGAGGCGAGUGCCUCUCAGCUCGGUUUGGCCUGGCUCAUCCCACUGUGGGUCGACCGUGAUCAAGAGGUGAGGUUUGCCAGUUUGGGUUUAGGCGCAGCUCUGUCCUCGGUGCCCAGCGGGUGCCAGGCUCUGUGUGCCAGCUGUCAGAACAUCAGCGGAGGUCUGUGGGGCACGUUGCUCAACAUCCUCCUGGAUCAGCAGGAGAGCAGCAUGGUCCGCAGAGAGGCUGCGUUUAUCCUUCAUAAUUUGCUGGUGAUGCCCAUGCCUGCCAACGCAGAGGAGGCCAAGGACUCCCACUGGCAGCACCCGUGUGUCCACGAUGAGGUGUCCGGUGUGUCUUUGGUGGGUCUCCCAGCGCUCCAGGCUCUGCUUUACCACUGUCAGUACUUCCAACACGUGGCUCUCUCUGCCUCCAAAUGUUACCAAGGCAGGUACACUUUCCACCUGCAGCCUCGUCUUUCUGCUACCAGUGGGCCCAGUCCUCAGGAAAGCAGUUCACUGGAUUCUGAGAAUUCUCUGUGGUUUUGGAGAUGCGACCCACCACCGCCCACUGUCGACUCCAGCAGACCUUCCAGCUCCCUCUCAACGUCUAGCACCAUGGUGAGAGGUUCAGGGCCACAUACCCCUAAGAGUCCCUCCCUGCUGAACAUCACGGACGAUACCCCUGCCAGCAGACUGACGGCUCAAGGUACAGCAGAGAGGAACAGAGAGCGUGUCUGUGUGCACACGUGCAUUCACGGCCAGAGUGACACGGACACCAGCGACUCGGUGACCUCCCAAGACUCCCGACAGGGCGAGCCCUCUGCCGCGGAGCCCGUCGUCAUGGUAACUCCCGACCUCAUGACGGCCCACUGUGGCCUGCUGACUAACCUGCUGGCCAUCCUGCCAGACUUCACCCUCGCUGCCAUCCGACACAACCAGCUCCUCCAGGCGCUGGCCAGUCUGGUGGAUAUUGGGCCCAUUGAGAAAUGUCUGACUGAGCUGAAGACACCCAACGUCCUACCAGGAGAGAGAGAAGACAUCAAGAUCCAGUUUGUCACCCUGCUUCGGUUCCUGUCCAGCUUUUGCAAACUGCUGCAGUCAUGCGUCAUGGUGAGCCAGGAGCUGAUUGGGCAGAUGGACUUCCUGAAACAGCUGUUGAGUGCUCUGGUGGCAGUGCUCAUGUUGGACAUCAGAGAAUUAGAUGCAGGUACCCGGGACGCGGUUUGUGUGUGCUGGGCAGACGUGUUUAUGCUCCUGGCUACUCUGGUGAGAAGGGACAGCUCAGCAGCGUACCCAUCUGUCUCUGCUGCGCUGGGGAGAUGCUGGCGGACAUUUGCAGGAACAUUAUCAGUGUGUGUGGACGAGAAGUUCGCAGACCCUCGUCUCCACACAGUGGCUCUGCAGUUCCUCAGUACAGUUUUCACAGAGGAGGCAAAGUGUCUGGGUGCAGAGGUCACAACCUCCAGCUCUAAACAUGCUGCUGCUUUGUCUGACAUUGUGAACGGUCCCUCAGCCGGCCAGCUGUGUGAGCUGUUGCUGCAGAGUUUUGAUAAGAGGACCCUUCAGGACCCUUUGAGGAAGCUGACAGCCAGAGCUCUGAUGACACUACUAGCCUGCAGUCCCACAGCUCAAAGCCACGCAGCCAAAGCUGGUCUAAUUGACAGCUGUGUGGAGCAAAUGAAGCAGACUCACUCCCAGCUCCACCUGGAGUCCGUCCGGCCCGGCAAAGCCUCCCACCGCAAAAAGGAAGAAGGCCAUUUAAAGGAAGUCAAGCUGACGGUGGAUAUCCUGCGGAGUGCUCUUUACCGCAACGAUGAAUGCAAAGUUGUAGCCACGGAUGCUCGCCUCACACUGGCACUCUAUGCUCUUUGGCCUUGGUUCUUAUUGGACGACCACACUAUGGAGGCGGUUCUGGAGCUCCUGUGUGUCUAUACAGCCAACUGCACCACAGCGUGCAGUUGUAUUUGUGGCGGUGGCCCCGCUGUCACACCAGGAUCUAAAGCCACCCCUGGUAGCUCUCUGAUGCACUCUGUCAUGAAGCUGGCCUCGGGGGUUGCCCCAGAUAACAGCCUUGUUCAGAAGCUAGCCUUCUGUCUGUUGGCUAACCUCGCCAUGUCCCGUGACUGCAGAGGCCUCCUACAAAAGAAUAAUUUCCUACAAGCCUUCCUGUCAGUGCCAAUACCCAAGGCGGGUGGUGUUAAGGCCACGUCCGCAGGCUGUGGAGGUGUCGGGAGCCUACUGGGCCUGUGGCUGAGGCUGCUGGUUAGCCUGUCAUCCACGGAGGACGGCCAGCAGAGUAUCCUUAGGGUGACCGGAGUCCUGGAGCUGCUGGCAGACCUGGCAUCGCAUCGGCGCCACGCACUCCUCACCCUUCACAACCUCUGCUUCUGCCCUGCCAACAAGCCACACAUCAUUGCCAACGACAAAGCCAUGAAGGUGCUGCUGUGCUGCUUGAACAGUAAAGUGAUGGAAACCCGCUCUAUGGGAGCGUCUUCACUUUGGGCGUUGCUCCAUAACAAUCAGAGGGCUAAGACCACUUUGAAGUGUCCCUCUGUUCGAUUGAGAAUCGAGGAGGCACGCACCAUCUCUAAGAAGGAUGCAGAGAACAAGCAGGAUCCUGUGAAUGCCUAUCUGUUGAAGUGCCUUGAAAACCUCUCCCAGCUGCUAAAUAACUGAUUGUAUUUAUAUUGUUUUGUAUCAUGUUCUAUCAAAUAUUAAUAAUUUUGAUAUUAAAGUGUCGAGUGGCAGAUUUCAGUGACUCUCGUCUGAUUUCACCGUAACAAAGUGUUCACAUUGGUAUACAAACAUACAAGGUGAUGGCUUCAGGAAGUAUUCCAGCUGUGGCUUUAAACACAGUUAUUGCGGUCGUGGUGGUGUUCUGCUGUUGUUCACAUCAUACCACCUUGGUUUAGUCGGUGAUAACCAACAGAACUCUGACCCAGUUUUUCACAGACACUGAAAACCAUGUGUUUACAGGAAACAGCAAGACUCUGAGUCUACAGCCGUGUCAGCAGCUCUGCUUUAAACUCAUCGCCAACAAAUUCUCGUAUGUCGAUGUUCAGCAGGUGUAACGUUUACUAUGUCUACCUA
This is a messenger RNA of Epinephelus lanceolatus (giant grouper), 7353 nucleotides long. NCBI's taxonomy places the organism in Eukaryota, Metazoa, Chordata, Actinopteri, Perciformes, Serranidae. The record is from RefSeq and is a predicted model, not a curated record.